UAUUUUCAGGUUUUUAAGAAAUAAACGAAUUCACAAGUAGGUACAAAGCGGACUUUGCUUUUCGUUAGAAUACUGGGUGCCACAGAAACUCCAAAUACUUUUUAUUGACUCAUUUUUGUGGUGGCCAUGAUCACGAAAUAUUGGUAAAAGCGAAAAGUAUGAAUACAACCUUCGGAGUUCAAGCGGUGCACGUGGCUAUGUCAGGUUUAUCCCGACAAACCGUGGAACAUGGCAGCUCGAGCUUCUCUUAAUGGUGUGUGCUGAAAAUACUAAAACUUUAAUUAAAAUUAUCGAUUCCACUAAUUUAAUCAUAUUAAUUUCUGUUUUCAUCAAUGCGGGACGACGUGGCGCUCCACCGUAGCUUUACACUCUUCUCCUAACAGUUAAUAUUAAGGAGCUACGUAGAGGAGGAGAGAGUAUAAAGUUCAUAUGAGAGUAUAAAACUGAUAUGCGUUUAUAAGUUUAUUUGCUUUGGCAUUUAUUUGCGUCUAAGCUUUCGUUUGAGAGAAACAGAAUUUGAUAUCCUCGAAAAAAGCUUAGUUAACUAGGCUACUUCUGCCAGAGCUGGUUAAAAAAGUUCUAACAUAGAUUUAAGACUUCUCACAAAAAACCCAUCUCUGAUCUAAAUAUACUUGUUCUUGAUAUUAACGUAACAUUAGGAAAAUAUGAAUUGAAAUAUAAAAAAAUCCGAAAAUAUUUUUUUUAUCAAAUCACUUCUAUUUUGGUCAGUUAGCGUGUCAUGUUUUAUAGUGACAACAGUUGUCCUGUCUUGAAUUCAAUGGGAAUGGCAAAAUGACCAUCCCACCCUUAAAAACAACAGCUAAAUACCCUCGAAAUUAGAGGGAAACUUCUGCUUUAUUAGUGUCUUCUGUAAAUGUUGAGAGAGAGUUUAAUUGAUAUUUUUAGCUAUGUGCUGGCUGUAAAACGCCGAUCAAGUCUCAUGGCAUGACAUGCGACUCAUGCAAACAUGCCAUAGAAGGAACAAAUUACCACUUCGACGACGGCAAAUUCUACCAUGAAGAUUGCUACCGAAAUCUAAACGCGUAUAAAUGCGACGAAUGCAAACAACAAAUUGACGGCAACGAUAAUUGUUGCAUGUUUCGUGGAAAGCAUUUCCAUCAUGGUUGUUUCUCAUGUACGCAAUGCCACAGACCGUUAUCUGGAGAAGCAUGUAACGUCUUCACAGGGCGAAGGUUCUGUAGGCGUUGUCGUUAGAAACAAACCACGUACCUUCUUUCAUGACUCUUCAUUAUUUCUACCUUUUUGUGAAACAAGGAGCAUCUUAUUUUCAAACAACCUUUGCUCCGACAUCUCUUUCGGGUUUUUUAAAUUGGUUACUUUAUUAAGAAAAUCGAAAACAUGACCGGACAUGAAGGAUGAUCUAUGCAAAGUUAUAAUAGUACUAUAACACAUAAUAAUUCUUGUAUUUUUUUGUUUGGAAAUCUUGUGUUGUUGUGAAGAAAAGAUUCAGAAAAUAUAACGCAUAUUUCUGCAUUUUAGUUCACAGUGCACUUUUUUAGGAAAAAAAAUACGUGAUCAGGGAAUCAGGAUAAAAAAUCUUGAUAAAUAGAGGGUAAUAAAUUCCCUAACAGUAAAUGUAGCGAAAAUAAAAACACAGUUUACAAACCGUUGUUACC
Molecule: messenger RNA, 1637 nt
Organism: Hydractinia symbiolongicarpus
Lineage: Eukaryota; Metazoa; Cnidaria; Hydrozoa; Anthoathecata; Hydractiniidae
Product: four and a half LIM domains protein 5-like
Exons: 2
Coding region: 946-1215 (89 amino acids)
Cellular component (GO): nucleus; Z disc
Molecular function (GO): transcription coregulator activity
Source: RefSeq, a predicted model, not a curated record